AUGAUAAAGUAUAAAAAACGAACACUCCCUGUUCUUGGUGGGACCAUUCUCAUUUUAACUCUCCAGCGACGAAAAGUCAACGCAGAGACUGUAUGGUGUGACAUUUCUGAUCAUGAUGGCCGCUGCCCAUUAAACCAGUCGCCUAGCUGUGAGCAAGACGCAAUCGAUAUGGAUUCCGAGAAGUACCAAGCCAACCUCUCUAACAUCAUCGCUGGCGGUUUUGUCACCUCAGCUCUUGUCAUUGGGAGGGAGUUGGGUUUAUUUGACGCCUUCCGAAAACUUACAAAACCUGCUUCGUGCAAAGAACUGGCCGAUCGUUGCGAUCUGAAGGAAAGAUAUGUACGAGAAUGGUUAGGAUGCAUGGUAGCUAGCAGUAUCGUUGCAUUAGAUGAUGCCGACAAUUUCUUCAUCCCAGACAAUUGCAAGCCUCUCCUUGCUAACAUAGAGGUUGUUGCUCUCUACCCUGUGGUUAAUGAGUUGUUGAAAAAGACGAUGGAAUGCUUUCGAAAGGAUGGUCCAUCUGGAUACAGAUAUGAAGACAUGCCUAAGGAAUUGCCGGACGCCAUGGAUGCAAGGUUGGGUGACGGAGAAGGUGUAUUGCAGGCCUUGUUACCUCCGGUGUUAGACAUAAAAGGAUCUGCUGUAACAAACAUCCUCGACGUAGGUUCAGGAGCGGGAGUGUUGACCAGAGCACUUUGUAAACGUUUCCCUGACUCUGCAGUCUACGGUAUCGACUCGUGCGGAGAUUCCAUUGACAAAGCUAAAGCUAAUACAGAAAGUAACAUUAAUGUUACGUUUGUGAAGGCAUCUGUUGACAGCCUGCCCAGCGAUUGGACCAAUAAAUUUGAUUGGGUGAUUAUUUUCGAUGUUCUUCACGACCUCCCACGUCCCGAGGAGAGCAUGCGCGAGGUAUUGCGUGUGAUGAAAGACGAUGGAGUUAUUUCAAUAUCUGAUCCGAACGUACACAGCAACGUUAGAGAUAACGUUGGGGAUUUCAUGAUUUCCGGCAUAGCUUUGUCUAUUAGCUCAGUUAUCUGUCUCCCUAGUAGUAUGUCGUCAGAGGGCGCUGGCAAUGGAAUUGGUUGGGGUUUAGAGAACAGACUAAAUUUUAUAACAAAAGCCGGUUUAAGCGUGAAGGAUACUCACACCUUUGGUUUUUCUUGUAAUCUUACCUGCGUGAAAUCUAAUUAA
This is a messenger RNA of Ylistrum balloti, 1191 nucleotides long. RefSeq names its product S-adenosylmethionine-dependent methyltransferase Rv2258c-like. Bases 1 to 1191 code for a protein of 396 amino acids. The record is from RefSeq and is a predicted model, not a curated record. NCBI's taxonomy places the organism in Eukaryota, Metazoa, Mollusca, Bivalvia, Pectinida, Pectinidae. The transcript is spliced from 5 exons.